Naegleria lovaniensis is the source of this 849-nucleotide messenger RNA. RefSeq lists its product as uncharacterized. NCBI's taxonomy places the organism in Eukaryota, Heterolobosea, Eutetramitea, Acrasida, Naegleriidae. The record is from RefSeq and is a predicted model, not a curated record. The coding region runs from base 1 to 849 and encodes 282 amino acids. The transcript has 3 exons.
AUGGAUAAGCUCACCAAGAAGUAUGACAAGUUGGAGAAGGCAAUUGCUGCUCAACAGGAAUUGUUGGGAAUGAUGUCCACCACUUUACAUGUCAUCGGAGAACAACAAGUACAAAACAGAGUAUUGCAAUUGCUAAAGACCUACAAGGUAAUUCAUGCAAACACACCACAAAAUGCAAAUCCUUUUAUUAGAAUUAACUCGAGAGAGAAAUUGGAAACACUAGUCACAGGUUUCAUUAAUUCACAACAUUUACCAACAGCUAUUCAAAGUAUCAAAAAAGCAAUUCCACAUCAAUUAUUUGUCAGUGGCUUAGAUGGCUCCAUUCAAUCCUACCUCGAUAUUACCAAUCCCAAUUGGGUUCAUGCUCAAUCGGGUGGAUCAUUGCAACAUUUAGUGAGUGGUGAUGUUUGCAUGGUUGGUACGUUGGAAAAUGUCACUCACGCUCUCCAUCGUGCCCUUCGUUAUCCAAUCAUGGUCCGAAGAUUUACCUCAAGAGUUAAUAAUUUAUUAUUCCAACAUGCUGAACAAAGAUUGUCAAUAACACAAGGAAUGGAAAAGGUCACACUGUUUGUCGUGGUUGGAACUCCAAAAUCGUACUUUGAGGAAACGAUUCCUGCUCGAUUUUUCAACAGAACUUUCACCGAUCGAGAUUUUGACGAUUUAGAAGCUUACAUUUUGGAGUCUUUUGAAGGAACAGUAGUGAUUCCAGAAGACUCGGAAUUGGAAAAUUUGAUCAUUAAGAGUGAUCCAAUUAAGGACCCAUUAGGUAUUUGGAAAUUGUUACUAAGCAUUGAAUAUAAUGACGAGCGAGUGUUAGCAAAGAAAGCCACGGUGAGAAGAGGAAGUUGA